AAAAUUAAUAGCCUUCUUUAGCAUUUACCUAGGAUGUGGAGAAGGAGAAUGAGUGAUCUAACAGAAAGUUUGUCUCUCUGGAUGAAUAAUUCAGGUGCUGGUUGCUAGGAUUGUGUCCAUGUUACUCCUCUUGGACGUGACAGCUGCGUUGUUGUGGUGUUGGGUUCUCCUUGCACCUGUAUUGAUUUGCCUAGAGUGGAUUUAAUUAAUUAGAAAGCUGGAUAUUAUCAGGGGAUCCACCUCCGCACCCACUCCUCCAUCCUCGCCUUUUUAACAAUGUCCCAUUAGGACAGAGAAGGAGAAGCACUACGCCUUUGACCAGUGGACACAUUUUACAUGGUGGAAAGGGACAGAAACAAUAUAGUUAAGAGGGGAAAAAAAAGAAAGGAACUGUGUGAUUUUAAAAGCAGAAGACAAAAUUUGGAUUCUUCUGAUCUGUGGAACAGUGGCUAGAAUACACCGUUUGUAUGUGUCUGUGUGUAUAAGUGCGGAGGUCAACUAGGACUCAACUAGGAAGCCUCUGUGAUCUGCCUGUUCUGUUUUUUUGUUGUUGUUGUUUUUACUUCACUGCAAGAGGAAGACGUUGGGAUUUAGUGCAGGUUUCAGCUGGGUUGCUUGCUGAGCUGAAAUGGUCUUUAUUCCACACAGCUGCAGCACACACACCUGCUAAGGAAGUGUGUGUGUGUUUGUGAGAGUUAUUUGGAAUACUAGGCUAAACACUCUAGGACUUUUUUGCCGCAUGUAUGGAUGAGAGUUUGCUCAGUGGAGGAUGUUUAAGCGACGGGAUUAUGUUGAGCUCUACCAGAAUGACCAGGCAAAGUGGGCACUGUUGAGGAAUGUCAACACAGUCUUCAAACAGACCACUCUGCUACCGGGGGACUAUGUGUGGUUGGACCUGAAGACAGGCCGGGAGUUCGAGGUCCCGAUCGGUGCGGUGGUGAAGCUCUGUGACUCGGGGCAAAUCCAGGUUCUGGAUGAUGAGGGCAAUGAACACUGGAUCUCCCCCCAAAAUGCCACCAACAUUAAGCCAAUGCACCCCACCUCUAUCCAUGGCGUGGAGGACAUGAUUCGCCUGGGGGACCUGAAUGAGGCUGGGAUUCUCCGCAACCUGCUCAUCCGCUACCGAGAGCACCUCAUUUAUACAUACACAGGGUCAAUACUGGUGGCAGUGAACCCAUAUCAGCUUCUGCCCAUCUACACAGCUGACCAGAUCCGCCUGUACACCAACAAGAAGAUUGGAGAGAUGCCUCCACAUAUCUUUGCCAUUGCUGACAACUGUUACUUUAACAUGCAGAGGAAUAACAAGGACCAGUGCUGCAUCAUCAGUGGUGAGUCUGGAGCAGGGAAGACGGAGAGCACCAAGUUGAUCCUGCAGUUUCUGGCUGCCAUCAGUGGCCAACACUCCUGGAUUGAACAGCAGGUGUUGGAAGCCAACCCCAUCCUUGAGGCCUUUGGGAAUGCCAAGACCAUCCGUAAUGACAACUCAAGCCGGUUUGGGAAGUACAUAGAUAUCCAUUUCAACAAGAGAGGAGCAAUAGAAGGAGCCAAAAUUGAGCAAUAUCUGCUGGAGAAGUCCCGAGUCUGUCGACAGGCCCAGGAUGAGAGGAACUACCAUAUUUUUUACUGCAUGCUGAAAGGCAUGACUCCAGACCAGAAGAAGAAACUUGGCCUGGGCAAAGCAACAGAUUACACCUACCUCACUAUUGGAAAGUGCACUGUGUGUGAUGGCCGUGAUGACCAGAAGGAGUAUUCCAACAUCCGUUCAGCCAUGAAGGUGCUCAUGUUUACAGACACAGAGAACUGGGAGAUCUCUAAACUGUUGGCCUCCAUUCUGCAUAUGGGCAACCUCAGAUAUGAAGCCCGUACUUAUGAUAACCUGGAUGCCUGUGAGGUGGUACGAUCUGCUGAGCUUUCCAUAGCUGCAAAGCUGUUAGAGGUUGACUCUAAGGACUUAAUGAACUGCCUGACCAGUCGCACCAUCAUCACUCGGGGAGAGACGGUGUCCACUCCUCUGAGCAUGGAGCAGGCCUUGGAUGUUCGAGACGCUUUUGUGAAGGGAAUAUAUGGACGUCUGUUUGUGUGGAUCGUUGAAAAGAUUAAUGCAGCCAUCUACAAGCCUCCGUCUCAUGAGCCUAAAGCGGUGCGCAGGUCCAUUGGCCUGCUGGACAUCUUUGGCUUUGAGAAUUUUACAGUCAACAGCUUCGAGCAGCUUUGCAUCAACUUUGCCAAUGAAAACCUGCAACAGUUCUUUGUGCGGCAUGUCUUCAAGCUGGAGCAGGAGGAGUACAACCUGGAGAACAUCAACUGGCAGCACAUCGAGUUCACUGACAACCAGGACGCACUGGACAUGAUCGCCAUCAAACCCAUGAACAUUAUCUCACUUAUCGACGAGGAGAGCAAGUUCCCCAAGGGCACGGACACCACCAUGCUGAACAAACUAAACUCUCAACACAAGCUCAACACAAACUACAUCCCACCCAAGAACAGCUACGAGACGCAAUUCGGCAUCCAGCACUUCGCCGGCAUCGUCUACUAUGAGACCAGAGGUUUUCUAGAGAAGAACAGAGACACCCUUCAUGGUGACAUCAUUCAGCUGGUUCAUUCAUCCAAAAACAAGUUUAUCAAGCAGAUCUUUCAAGCUGAUGUUGCGAUGGGGGCGGAGACGAGAAAGCGUUCCCCAACUCUGAGCAGUCAGUUUAAACGCUCUCUGGAGUUGCUGAUGCGCACACUGAGUGUGUGUCAGCCCUUCUUUGUCCGCUGCAUCAAACCCAACGAGUACAAGAAGCCCAUGCUCUUUGACAGGGAGCUGUGUGUCAGGCAGCUCCGCUACUCAGGAAUGAUGGAAACAAUUCGGAUCCGGCGGGCUGGAUACCCCAUCCGCUACACUUUUGUGGAGUUUGUGGAUCGGUAUCGUGUCCUCAUGCCUGGAGUGAAACCUUCCUACAAACAGGAGGACCUGAGAGGGACCUGCCAGAGAAUUGCUGAGGCUGUCCUUGGCAGAGACGAUGACUGGCAGAUGGGAAAGACCAAGAUCUUCCUGAAGGACCAUCAUGAUAUGCUUUUGGAGAUUGAGAGAGACAAAGCCAUCACUGACAAAGUCAUUCUUAUUCAGAAAGUCGUCCGAGGUUUCAAAGACAGGUCUAACUUCUUGAAAAUUAAGAAAUCAGCUCUUAUGAUCCAGAAGACUUGGAGGGGUUACUGCUGUCGGAAGAACUAUGGGGCGAUGCGUGCCGGGUUCUCACGGCUCCAGGCCCUGUACCGCUCCAGGAAGCUCUAUCAGACUUACCAUGUGACCCGGCAGAGGAUGACCCUGUUCCAGGCUCGCUGUAGAGGCUGUAUGGUGCGCCGGGCCUUCAGACACCGUCUCUGGGCCGUCAUCACCAUCCAGGCCUAUACUAGGGGCAUGAUCGCUCGCCGUUUAUACCACAGACUCAAAGGAGAGUACAAGCGUAGACUGGAUGCAGAGAAGAUGCGCUUGGCUGAGGAGGAGAAGCUCAGGUACCAGAUGAGUGCUAAGCGGGCCAAAGCCGAGGCCGAGCGCAAACACCAGGAGCGACUGGCCCAGCUGGCACGAGAGGACGCGGAGCGGGAGAAGAAGGAGAAGGAGGAGGCGCGCAGGAAAAAGGAGAUGCUGGAGCAAAUGGAGAGAGCUCGUCAUGAGCCCGUCAACGACUCUGACAUGGUGGAUAAGAUGUUCGGCUUCCUGGGUACCACUAACUCUUUCCCUGGGCUGGAGGGCCAGGCACCAGCUGGGUUUGAGGACCUGGAGCGGACUCAAAGGAAUGUGGAGGAAGAGGAUCUGGAUGAAGCUCUUCCUCUCCCUGAGGAAGAGGAGGAAGAUCUGUCUGAAUAUAAGUUUGCCAAAUUCUCAGCCACCUACUUUCAGGGCACCAGCACUCACACGUACAUGCGCCGGCCGCUCAAGCAGCCCUUACUGUUUCAUGAGGACGAGGGAGAUCAGCUGGCUGCGCUUGCAGUGUGGAUCACAAUUCUCCGAUUCAUGGGUGAUCUCCCAGAACCAAAAUAUCAUACAGCUAUUAGUGAUGGCAGUGAGAAAAUCCCUGUGAUGACCAAGAUCUACGAGACGCUGGGCAAGAAGACCUACAAGAGGGAACUGCAGGCUCUGCAGGGAGAGGGAGAGAAUGCCCACAUUGAGAGUCAUAAGAAGAACAGUGUGCGCCACAAGCUAGUGUCCCUCACGCUUAAGAAGAAGUCAAAGAUUACUGAGGAGGUGACCAAGCGUCUGAAUGAUGGCGAGUCCACGAUGCACGGGAACAGCAUGCUCGAAGACCGACCCACAUCCAACCUGGAGAAACUUCACUUUAUCAUCGGCAAUGGCAUCCUCCGACCAGGACUCAGAGAUGAGAUCUACUGUCAGAUUUGUAAGCAGCUGAACCAGAACCCGUCCAAAAGCAGCCACGCUCGAGGCUGGAUCCUCCUGUCCCUGUGUGUGGGCUGCUUUUCACCUACUGAGAAGUUUGUGAAGUAUCUGAGGAAUUAUAUCAGUGGAGGGCCUCCAGGAUAUGCCCCAUACUGUGAGGAAAGGCUCAGGAGGACGUUUGUGAAUGGCACGAGAACACAGCCGCCCUCCUGGCUCGAGCUGCAGGCGACUAAGUCUAAGAAACCCAUCAUGCUGCCUGUGACUUUCAUGGAUGGCACCACAAAAACGCUGCUGACCGACUCAGCCACCACGGCCAAGGAGCUGUGUAAUGCACUGGCAGACAAGAUCAGCCUCAGAGAUCGCUUCGGCUUCUCUCUGUACAUCGCUCUGUUCGACAAGGUUUCAUCUUUAGGCAGUGGUAAUGACCACGUGAUGGAUGCGGUGUCUCAGUGUGAACAGUAUGCUAAAGAGCAAGGUGCUCAGGAGCGAAAUGCCCCCUGGAGGCUGUUCUUCAGGAAGGAGAUCUUCACACCCUGGCACGACCCCACUGAGGACGGAGUGGCUACCAACUUGAUUUACCAGCAGAUCGUACGCGGGGUCAAGUUUGGAGAAUACCGCUGUGACAGGGAUGAUCUUGCAGAACUUGCCUCUCAGCAGUAUUAUGUGGACUACGGCUCUGAGAUCCUGAUUGAACGUCUCAUCAGCCUCAUUCCUUCCUACAUCCCAGAUCGGGAAAUCAGCUCUGCCAAGUCAGUGGAGAAAUGGGCCCAUGUUAUCAUGGCGGCCCACAAAAAGGGGAUUUACACACAGAAACGAGUGGACCCUCAGAAGGUCAGAGAGGAAGUGGUGGAUUUUGCGCGAUACAAAUGGCCAUUGUUAUUCUCAAGAUUCUAUGAAGCCUUUAAAUUUUCAGGACCCAGUUUGCCUAAAAAUGAUGUGAUUGUAGCAGUGAACUGGACUGGAGUUUACUUUGUGGAUGAACAAGAGCAGGUUCUUUUAGAACUCUCAUUCCCAGAGAUCACCGCUGUCUCCAGCAGCAAGGGUGGGAAGCUCCAGGGCCACAGCUUCACCUUGGCCACCAUGAAAGGGGAUGAAUACACUUUUACCUCCAACAACGCAGAGGACAUUCGAGACCUUGUGGUCAAUUUCCUCGAGGGCCUCAGGAAGAGGUCGAAGUUUGUGGUAGCGAUACAGGAUAACCCUAAUCCAGUUGGAGACGAUUCAACAUUUCUGAGCUUUGCUAAAGGCGACCUCAUCCUGCUGGACCAGGACACGGGUGAGCAGGUCAUGACCUCUGGCUGGGUUCAUGGGAUUAACGACCGGACCAAGCAAAGAGGAGAUUUUCCAGCCGACUGUGUGUACGUGCUCCCCACCAUCACAAGACCUCAGCCAGACACUGUGGCUAUGGUUACCAUGACACCAGACCAGCGUCAGGAAUCACUGCGUGUGUCGCAGGUCGCUAUGCCUGAGAGUGUGGAGAGAGUGAAGCCAUACACACUGGAGGAGUUCUCCUAUGAUUACUUCAGGCCACCUCCUAAACACACGCUGAGUCGUGUGAUGAUCACUAAGAACCGUGGGAAGGACAAGCUCUGGUGCUGCACUCGGGAGCCGCUUAAACAGCCACUGCUGAAGAAGGUUCUGGCUAACGAGGACCUAUCACAGGACGCCUGCAUGGCCUUCACUGCCGUUAUGAAAUAUAUGGGUGAUUAUCCGUCCAAACGAACUCGCUCUGUGAAUGAGCUCACGGAUCAGAUCUUUGAGGGCGCUCUGAAGGCAGAGCCUCUAAAAGAUGAGAUCUACUGUCAGAUUCUCAAACAGCUCACUGAGAAUCAUGUGAAGUACAGUGAGGAAAAGGGCUGGGAGCUGCUCUGGUUGUGCACUGGUCUCUUCCCUCCCAGUAAUAUCCUCCUGCCUCAUGUCCAGAGGUUCUUGCAAUCAAAGAAACACCAUCCACUAUCACUGGACUGCAUGCAAAGAUUGCAGAAAGCCUUGCGGAAUGGCUCUAGGAAGUAUCCUCCUCACCUGGUUGAAGUGGAGGCGAUUCAGCACAAGACCACACAGAUCUUUCACAAAGUGUACUUCCCAGACGACACAGAUGAGGCUUUCGAGGUCGAGUCCAGCACGAAAGCAAAAGACUUUUGUCUGAACAUCUCUGGCAGGCUGUUGCUCAAGACUCCAGAUGGCUUCAGUCUGUUUGUAAAGAUCUCUGAUAAGGUGAUAAGUGUUCCAGACGGUGAUUUCUUCUUUGAUUUUGUCCGCCAUCUUACUGAUUGGAUCAAGAAAGCCAGACCUCCUAAAGAUGGUAUAGUGCCUUCACUGACCUACCAGGUGUUCUUCAUGAAGAAGUUAUGGACGAACACAAUGCCUGGAAAGGACUCUUUCGCAGACUCUAUUUUUCAUUACUACCAGGAGCUUCCUAAAUACCUUCGUGGUUACCACAAAUGCUCCAGAGAGGAAGUCUUUCAGCUGGCAGCUCUAAUCUACAGAGUCAAAUAUGAGGACGAUAAAUCGUACUUUCCCAGCAUCCCUAAAAUGCUGAAAGAGCUGAUCCCGCAGGACCUGAUUCGCCAGCUCUCUCCUGAUGACUGGAAACGAUCGAUUGUGGCGUACUUCAACAAGCACGCGGGCAAGUCGAGGGAAGAAGCCAAGCUGACGUUUCUAAAGAUCAUUUACAAGUGGGCCACUUUUGGAUCAGCUUUCUUUGAAGUGAAGCAAACUACUGAGCCAAAUUUUCCUGAAAUCCUACUAAUAGCCAUCAACAAGCAUGGAGUCAGUCUCAUAGACCCCAAAACCAAGGAUAUUUUAACCACUCACCCCUUUACAAAGAUCUCCAACUGGAGCAGUGGAAACACCUACUUCCACAUUACCAUCGGCAACCUGGUGCGAGGAAGCAAGCUGCUUUGUGAAACAUCUCUGGGCUACAAAAUGGAUGACCUGCUGACCUCCUAUAUCAGUCAGAUGCUGACCACUAUGAGCAAGCAGCGGAGCUCGCGUGGACACAGCAGGUGAACAUCUUACUGGCGGGAGGCGGCUGAGCUGGUGCGCGUGCUCCGGGGUGUGGGUCAGCCGUGCAGCUGGAGCCGGACCUUCGCCUGGCAGCUGUGGAGGAUGAGCCGCAGUCCCUCUAACAGCUCUCAGGGCUCCGUUUACCCUGAUGAUGCCGUUUCAUCCCUCUCCAGUGAGGAUGACUACCUCUGACCGGACCUGGCUGGGCUCUGUGGGUCAAAUCUGCUCACCUCCCGCCUCUCAAAUACUGAAUCUGAUCCAGAAAGACAAACUAUGAUGCUCCUGAGGCAUUGCAAGAUUGCUGUUCUCUUAUGUAUGCAAUUUGUGUAAAUUCACUGAAGCAGGAUACAAGUGACCUGCAGUGGCUACCAGACUUUAGUACUUGUAUACUGUUAUACUUAUUACUAUUCAGUGAGAAAUAGUAAUUGUUUAUGUAUUUCCAUACUGACCAUAGUUAUAGUGAUGCCUUUAUUUGUAAAUAUUGUCAGAUGCUUAUAUUCAUCUCAUAUGAACAGUUUUUGUUACUUUUAGCUGAAGUUACAGUAAGUGCUGCUCUGCAAAAUAGCCAUCAGGCAUCAGGAUGAGCUGUUCAUAUUGCAACAAAAUAUUACUAUAGUCUUUACAAACAACAGAAACCAUCACAAGCCCACAGAAAUAGGCAUCAAAGCUAUAAUUGUGAGUUCUGAGUCCUCAGUGGUACCGUAUGUUUUAGUACUCCUGGGUAAGCACACUCUACAGUCUGUUUAGAGAAAAAAAGAAUCUACAAUGAAUCUACAGGGCAUUGAUUUUCAUUUCCAAACUGUCUGUAGUGUGAAUGGGUGUGUGAGUGUGUGUGCGAUUGUGCCCUGUGAUGGGUUUGCACCCUGUCCAGGGUGCCCCCCACCUUGUACCCCGAGUCCCCUGGGGCUCCCAGUGAGGAUAAGCGGUACAGAAAAUGGAUGGAAUUAAAUUCUGUAAACUAACUGGGACUCUGGAAACAAUUUUGUAUCAGUGAUUAUGAAAUCCUUAACUUUUUUUUUUUUGCUUGUUCAUAUUUAAGGUGAAUCUAUGUAAAAUACGUGUUUAUAGGUUUGAACGUUAACAUUUAAAAUGUAGAUUUUCUUAGUUUGGCACUUGUGAGUCUAAAACAAAGAAAUGGUUUCAGAAGAAUCCCAUGUGUCUAUAGUACAGUCAUGGCCUGAGCAAAGGUUUUCUCAGCGACUAUUCAGGGUCAUGUUUAGUGUUGACCAAUGGAGUUCAAAAGUUAUGUCAAUAUUUACACAGGGAAAGUUCCUCGUAUUCAGAGUCGGGUUAUGUAGCUGCUUAAAUUGAUUUCAUGAAUGCCACAUUUAGAUUAAAAAACGAAACAAAACCCUGUGUGUAGUUCAUGCCUCCAAUGUUGCCAGGUCUUUGAGUAGAAAUGUCAGAGACUGGGUUUUUCAAUAGCGUCUAGACCACCACCUUUAAAACACAAGUGUUUGCCCUUAAACCUGAAAGAAUUUAGGAUCGAAAAUGCAGACUGAAGAUGUAUUUUUCUUCUUUGCUGUUAAAUGUAAUAUUGGCAAUAUAUUGCAGCAUGAAUAGUACUAGUAGUAAUUAACACAUUAAUAACGGCAAAUUUGGUUCCAUUUAACAAUAUGCUUAUUACCCUACUUAUUCAGCAGCUUAAAAUAACACAUAGAACCAGCACAUACAGUUAGAACAGCAAGGCCAAUUCUCUUGUCCUCACUAUACAUUGAAAAUAUUUGGGUUUGAGAUCAAAAGAUGAAAAUGAGACGACAGAUCAGAAUUUCAGCUUUCAUUUCCUCAUAUUUACAUAUAGAUUUGUUAAACAACUUCAAACAUGACACGUUUUGUUUGAAUCCACCCAUUUUUUCAAGUGAUCAAAAAUACUGGAACAUGUGACUGAUAGGUGUUUCUUGUUGCCCAGGUGUGCCCUGUUAAAUUGAUCGUUUAAAGAAAUAAUAGCUCUGAAUGUCUACUCUUGGUUUGAGCCAUAGGUUUCACCUCUGAACCCUGCAUUUGUUGUUAAAAAGGAUAAACCAACAUGAAGAUCAGAGAGCUGUCUAUGGGAGAAAAGCAAGCCAUUUUGAAGCUGAGAAAAGAGGGACAAAUCUAUCAGAGGCAUUGCAUAAGCAUUAGGCAAAGCAAAGACAACAAUUUGGAAUUUCAUGAAAAAGAAAGAAACCACUGGUGUAUUAACAACAGAGCGGACUGUAUUAUUUUGAAGUGCAGUGGUGAAAAGCAUGAAGCUUAAGCAGUAUCUACUUUUGAGAGUAAAUACUGCUCUCAUUUGAGUGAACAAAAAUGACACAUUACUGAUUUUCAUAAAAUCCAUGUUUAUGUUUGAUGCAUGAAUACUGAAGUACACAAUGUCUGCUUUAAAUCCUUACUAUAUGUGCUUAACUCAAA
This is a messenger RNA of Ictalurus furcatus (blue catfish), 9778 nucleotides long. It is a transcript of the gene myo7aa, whose product is annotated as myosin VIIAa. Gene Ontology annotation, molecular function: protein binding; ATP binding; cytoskeletal motor activity. The coding region runs from base 770 to 7390 and encodes 2206 amino acids. NCBI's taxonomy places the organism in Eukaryota, Metazoa, Chordata, Actinopteri, Siluriformes, Ictaluridae. Gene Ontology annotation, cellular component: cytoskeleton; myosin complex. The record is from RefSeq and is a predicted model, not a curated record. The transcript has 47 exons.